Messenger RNA from Teleopsis dalmanni, 2094 nucleotides. RefSeq lists its product as uncharacterized. NCBI's taxonomy places the organism in Eukaryota, Metazoa, Arthropoda, Insecta, Diptera, Diopsidae. Bases 169 to 2028 code for a protein of 619 amino acids. The record is from RefSeq and is a predicted model, not a curated record. The transcript has 4 exons.
AUUGUUACAAGAACAUAUAUUUCAAUUCUAACAUAACAUGUAUUUAUCUGCUUUGGAAAGUAUAAAUUACUGAUAUAUUAUUGAAAACAUUUAAUCUAAAAAAAUUAAUCAAAAUCGGUUAGGUGAAAUUAUAUAGUAUAUAGUCGUUUGAUACAUUUGCCAUUUGCCAUGUAUACGUUCCAAAUUCAGUUGAAAGAUGCAGACACUAAUGAAUCGGACACUAAUAUAGUUGGAACGAAAACUAAGUCGCCACAAAAGUCCCAAUACGAACACGUGAUUAAAGAGGAGAAUAACUCUAGUAGUUCGAUGAUUCAUAAGAAGCCUCCUCGAAGGUUAAUACCUUGGCCCAACAAAGUUAAAGAUAUUCUAAGAAAUAAAGGCCAAUCAGAAUCGGAAGCUCAACAAACUUCUAUUGGGAACCAGCAAUCCUUGUCAUCGUCUUAUGAUUACUCGAGUUUAAUCAUUUCAGAUUCCAAACCAGAGGCGCAACGGGAAACUACUAACGUUGGUCAGGAUGGAUUUGUACCAGCUCAAAAGUGCGAUAUUAUUUCUGAAGAAAACAGAAUAUUAAAGAAACAGGGCUAUGUAGAACAGGAACAGGCUUGUGAUCCGUUUCAACCACAACCUAUUGCAAUUGAUACACCCAGUGAGUUGCAAAUGGAUUCGGGAGUAGUGACAAAUGAACGUAAAGGUCAAAAAGUAGUACAACAGCACAGAGAGGAUCUUCAUGUUGACAAAUGCGAAACUCUAAGAAAAUGUAUAAGUCCAAGUGGUUCACUAGAUAACAAUAAAAAUAUAAAUUCUGAUAUCGUUGAGAAAGUGAAUCUUAUGAUAAAUAAUCUUAAAGAACAUUUGGAGCAACUUGAGUUGAAUGUACAAUCUAUAAACGCAAAUCUCAAGACCUUUUGUGAGGUUCUAAGCAAAUAUGCAGCAAAUAUCACAACCCGCACUAAUCAGAACCCAGAAGUAAACAAUUUCAUAUUUAAAAUGUUGAAUGCUUUUGAGAAACUUUAUCAGGAACUUCAGUUAGAAAAUUGUUCUGCAGAUCAUAAGAAUAAAGAAAUUGUUAAACAACGUGUUAGUCUCCUAAAAAGUAUUAAGACUGUUAUUAAAGAUUUGCGUGGUGUUGGGAAUAAUCAGAAUAGUGGUUAUCUCUCCAAAUCACCUUCUUCGUCUGAUGAGGCAAUUGAAAUAAUCCACAAAGAUGACAUUGGGAGAGUUUGUAACGAAGUAAAUGCGAACGACGUUAAACAUAUUUCGAAUGUGCAAAACUCAAAUGUCUUGAAAGCAGAAAAAUAUUCUCUACAGAAACAAUGUAAUACACAAAACCCAUCACAGCUACAGCUUGGAGAAAGGGUCAAAAACUUCGAAGUAGACAUAAUGAAGCCAUCAACUUCGACAAAAAAGGGCGGCGAUCAAAUUACAAUUGGCAGAAAAGGGGAAUACAAUGAAAAAGAAGUUAAUAACAGUAAAAUUCUAGAACAUUUUCAAUCUUCUGACGUCACUUUAUGUCAAAAUAAUGUAGUCAAAUCUAAUCCCGCCAAUUGCAUGGAUCUCCCUUUGACCUCGAAACAUAACAUUGCUCCAAAUGGUCCAGUGCUUGAUUUACCCUCAGAGAAACGUGUCACUAAAUUUGAGUUAUUAAAAAAAUUUUUGAAAAACUCAGAUGAAAGGAAUUCCAUUGAAACUGAAUGCAGCGAACAAGAAAAACCACAAGGCAGUAAGGACUCCAGUAUAACAUAUACGUACAUGUCUUCUGAUUCACCUAAAAUAUGUGACUGUUGUUCUCGCAGUUAUGAUCCAGUUUAUGAUAGUGAUGUAAUGCGUGUGAUAUCAGAUGCUACAAUGGAUCUUGAUCGCUCUGACAUACAAAUUAGACUAAAUAUCUCAAUGAAUGAUGUGAUUUACGUGAAAAUUAUCCUUAUGACAUCUCUGCAGGAGAUAAAAUGUUUCUAUGUAACAGUUAAUGCCCUUGAAAGCGCCGAGCUCGCAGGACUUUUCGAAGAGUUUUGUGUAUACUUAGUUUGAAACUGUAGUUAUAUAUGGUAUAUAUAUUUUAUCACAAAUAAGAAAGUAUAAAAAAAAUUGUAUUCG